GCGGAGGAGGAGCCAGUGUUUGAGGACCGGGUCACUGGUUUCACUUAGACUGUCUCUGUGUUUGUAGCUCGUUCCUUUUGGGUGGAGUUGGAGUUUGUUGUCUUCAAAAAAUGAUUAGAACUUGUCUUUUAGGGCUCAGAAAUGUCUCCAGGCGAGGACAUGUGCUCUCUACCGCUUCUGCAAGGCUACAACACAGUGAUUCCCAGCAGCUUGGGCAGCCUGUCUCCUCAGCCCGUCCAGAGACCUCCAGCGCCAAGACCCUGAUGGACAUUGGGACCCGGCGGAUCUUCAACGAGGACCAUGAUAUCUUCAGACAAAGUGUUCGACGCUUUUAUCAGGAAGAAGUGGUUCCGCAUCAUAAGGAGUGGGAGAAAGCUGGUCAGGUGAGCAGGGAGGUGUGGGAGAAGGCUGGUGAGCAAGGCAUCCUGGGAAUAAUGAUACCAGAGAACCAUGGUGGCAUCGGAGGAGAUGUGCUUUCUGCUGCUGUCAUGUGGGAGGAGCAGAUGUACUCCAACUGCACAGGCCCAGGUUUUGCCUUGCACUCUGAUAUUGUAAUGCCUUACAUCAGCAAAUAUGGCAGCAAAGGCCAGACUGAACGCUUCAUUCCCGAGAUGACGGCUGGGAGAUGCAUCGGUGCUAUUGCCAUGACAGAACCAGGAGCGGGCAGUGAUCUUCAAGGAGUGAAGACGAACGCCAAGAGGGAUGGCAGUGACUGGAUCCUCAAUGGCAAUAAGGUGUUCAUUACAAAUGGUUGGAUGGCCGACCUGGUGGUGGUGGUGGCUGUGACAAACCCAGAGGCGAAGACGAUGGCACACGGCAUCAGUCUGUUUCUGGUGGAGAACGGCAUGAAAGGCUUCCAGAAAGGACGCAAGUUGGAGAAGAUCGGUUUGAAGGCCCAGGACACGGCUGAACUGUUUUUUGAGGAUGUGCGCCUCCCAGCUGAUGCCCUCCUGGGGGAACUCAACAAAGGAUUCUACUACCUGAUGAAUGAACUGCCUCAGGAGCGUCUGGUGAUUGCGGGCAUGGCCUUAGCAAGCUGCGAGUUCAUGUUUGAGGAGACCAGGAACUACGUGUUGCAAAGGAAGGCCUUCGGCAAGACGAUUGCUCACCUGCAGACUGUGCAGCACAAGCUGGCAGAGCUGAAGACUGAGAUCUGUGUGGCCCGAGCCUUCAUAGAUAACUGUCUUCAGCUGCAUGCUGAGAAACGCUUGGACUCUUCCACAGCUUCCAUGGCCAAGUACUGGGCCUCUGACCUCCAGAACCAGGUGGCCACUCGGUGCCUGCAGCUUCACGGAGGCUGGGGCUACAUGUGGGAAUAUCCCAUCGCCAGGGCGUUUGUGGACUCCCGUGUUCAGCCCAUCUAUGGAGGCACCAAUGAGAUCAUGAAAGAGCUCAUCGCCCGCAGCAUUGUCAGCCAGAAGUGAGAAAUCAGGAUGUAGUGGUGCAGCACUUGGGGGAUUGUGGUGGUUUGCACGGAUGUUAUUGAUUAAAGUACAUUGAACAGUCGUAGAAAAUCAGGUACUACUAGUUUGUGCUGUAACUUCAAAGCAAAUUGGGGAGGUUAAGUGCCUUGCUCAAGGGCACAUCAGCCAGCUAAUGAAGGGAGGAGAACUGAAUAAUCACUUCAAAGACUUGUUCUAUGUAUUUAGCAUGAUCCUGAAAUUAUUUGUGGCUGCUGUAAAAUGUAAAAUGAAAUGAGGCUGGAAUGUCCAGGCUGCAUUUCGUUUCUCAGUGAAGCUUACUGCAGCACGUUUACAGGGUUGGUGCACAAGGUGACAAAUAUAUGAGAAAGCUUACAUGUGCAGUACUGCUAAACACUUUAACAAAAUAUGAGUGACAAAAUAACGAUCAUAUUUUUAUGUCUUUCUCUGGCCAUUUGCAGCUUGCUGUGGCUUUAGUUGUAUAUGUUGCAAUGAAAAAUAAUUCCCAGUAAAAAGCACUCAAAAUAUUUUUGUGAGUGAACGUGUCAUUAGCUGCUUGUGUGCGUGUAGUUGAAAAAGAAAUGUACUUUUUCAGAUCAAUGUACGCUCAUGAACAACACGUCAACACUUGAUGAAAUAAAUGCGGUGCACACUGUGUUCAACUA
Messenger RNA from Scatophagus argus, 2086 nucleotides. It is a transcript of the gene acadl, whose product is annotated as acyl-CoA dehydrogenase long chain. The coding region runs from base 111 to 1424 and encodes 437 amino acids. Gene Ontology annotation, biological process: long-chain fatty acid catabolic process; fatty acid beta-oxidation using acyl-CoA dehydrogenase; carnitine metabolic process, CoA-linked. The transcript is spliced from 11 exons. Gene Ontology annotation, molecular function: long-chain fatty acyl-CoA dehydrogenase activity; flavin adenine dinucleotide binding. Gene Ontology annotation, cellular component: mitochondrion. The record is from RefSeq and is a predicted model, not a curated record. NCBI's taxonomy places the organism in Eukaryota, Metazoa, Chordata, Actinopteri, Scatophagidae.